UCAUUUACCUUGAAAAAUUAUUUCCUCUUAGAUAUAAAAAAGACAAUAUAAUUAAAAUAUUGGCAAAAUUUCUCACCGUCGUUAUUGCAGCGCGAUUGCGAUUUUGCAUUUUUCUCAUCAAAGAAAAACGGGACGAAGGACGUCGAAGUGAGAGCGCUGGAAGGAGAGAGGAGAGUAAAAGUCUCUCUUUCUUUCUUCCUCUUUCUUUUUCUUUCUCUUUCCCUCUCUUGUCUCCUCGAUCAUCAUUCUCGACGAGUGUUCGUCGAUGAAAAGUGAUGGCGAAAGUGGGAUUUGCGUGUGGUAAUAGUGGGGAUCUGCGUGGUAUACCCAGCGGACGAGUAGCCGAAGAGCUGCAGUUUCACGAGGGCGACCUCGGGUCAUUCCAAAGAGGGACCAAAAAUUUAAUAGCCUAAUUUAGCCGUCCGCUCGUUUAAGUGAAUCUUAGUGCGAUCUAGGAUCAUCUCGCAACAAACCUAACAAGAAUUCAAGCAAAACCGAAAGAAUGUUCACGGUUGGAAUCGUCACGUUGAUAAGCGCAAUCGCGCUGACACAUGCCGCGUUCAAUUGCCCGAACAAGGACGGUCAAUACGAGGACAGCAGGCAAUGCGACAAGUAUUACGAAUGCAUCGACGGUGCGGCAACGGAGAAGCUGUGCCCGGACGGUCUCGUGUUCGAUCCUUUGAAUCGCAAGGUUAAUAAGUGCGACCACGUCUUCAACGUCGACUGCGGCGACCGUCUCGAAUUACAACCUCCACAACCAACAAAAAAGUGUCCACGACGUAACGGUUUCUUCGCCCAUCCCGACCCGACAGUGUGCAACGUCUUCUACAAUUGCAUCGACGGUGAAGCAAUCGAGAUUACCUGCACCACCGGGUUGCACUUCGACGAGUACAGCGGAACUUGCGUGUGGCCGGACAGCGCGGGUCGCGAGGGCUGCGGAGUCUUGGGCAAGAAGCUACAGGAUGGUUUUGAAUGCCCAAGUGAGAGCCAGGUCGAUAGCAGAGGCAUGUUAGUUGACCAUCCCAAAUUUGCGCAUCCCGAGGACUGUCAGAAGUUCUACGUAUGCCUGAACGGUGUGACGCCGCGUGAGCAAGGCUGCAGCGAUGGCACUGUCUACAAUGAGGAACAGCAGAGGUGCGAUGCACCCGAGAACGUCCCCGGAUGCGAGGACUGGUACAAGGACGACGACAAGAAGCCGUGAGGAAGUCGUUCCACGCUCAUCUGUCCCGCAUCGGGACGCCGCACAUUCACUUUAAUCACGUGUCACCCCCUUCGCCCAGAGUGUAACUCCAUGUGUGUGUUUAGCCAUUUGAAUGUCUUGGAAUACAUUUUAUUUUUACUUUA
Molecule: messenger RNA, 1344 nt
Organism: Monomorium pharaonis (pharaoh ant)
Lineage: Eukaryota; Metazoa; Arthropoda; Insecta; Hymenoptera; Formicidae
Product: protein obstructor-E
Exons: 5
Coding region: 503-1201 (232 amino acids)
Cellular component (GO): extracellular region
Molecular function (GO): chitin binding
Source: RefSeq, a predicted model, not a curated record